AUGUACUGGGUUUAUCGUUCUUUAAAUUUUCUCAAGAUACAUCAGUUACCAUUUCCAAAACGAAUCGAUUUCUCUUGUUACAUUGAUCGAAAUACUUCUACCUAUGCAAAUUUAACUUAUCAUGUUCUCAAUGAUGCAGAUGCAGCAUUAUCUGUUCUUGGUGCUCCAAAAUCAUAUGGCAUUGCUGAAACAUAUUAUUUCAUUGAUGACACACAAAGAAAAGAAUUUGGACAAGCAUUUGCUUUAGAAGCUCUAUCAAAUCCACGUCUUAGUCAUCUUCGUUUUUGGACAACACCUGAUGCUGGAGGAAAAGGAAUACAUAUUGCAUAUCCAUUUGCAAUUGAAGAUUUUCUUCCACCAUUAAAGAAGAUUUCUAUUAACUGA
This is a messenger RNA of Adineta steineri, 384 nucleotides long. Lineage: Eukaryota; Metazoa; Rotifera; Eurotatoria; Adinetida; Adinetidae. The record is from the annotation of a GenBank genome assembly.